Molecule: messenger RNA, 1582 nt
Organism: Heteronotia binoei (common prickly gecko)
Lineage: Eukaryota; Metazoa; Chordata; Lepidosauria; Squamata; Gekkonidae
Gene: ALX1
Product: ALX homeobox 1
Exons: 5
Coding region: 235-1278 (347 amino acids)
Biological process (GO): embryonic skeletal system morphogenesis; positive regulation of transcription by RNA polymerase II; negative regulation of DNA-templated transcription
Molecular function (GO): RNA polymerase II transcription regulatory region sequence-specific DNA binding; DNA-binding transcription activator activity, RNA polymerase II-specific
Source: RefSeq, a predicted model, not a curated record
UGUGAGUGGGCUGCGGUCGGCGAGGGACCCUGCCCAGAGCCCCCCCUCUCGCCUGGCUGCCCAUCCGCUGUGCGCCUUGGGGGGGGGGCGGGGAGGAGCCAGCAGAGGCCGCGGCGAGGGGAGGUUGCGCAAGAAGCCCCCGCUGCGCUUCAACAUAUAAAAGAGCCGUCGGGGCUGCUCCGGUGCUGCAGGCAGGCAGGCGCGGCGCGAUUGCGGCUCCGUCGAGGAAGGAUUAUGGACUUCCUGAGCGACAAGUUCGCCCUCAAGAGCCCCCCGGCGGCGACGGGCAAAGGCGGCGAGUUUUACCUGCCCCCCGGGGCCCCCCUGGAGCACGUCAUGGAAGCGCUGGACGGUGGCGGAGGCGGCAGCGAGGCCUUCUACGGCAAGGGCGGCAAGUGUGUGGCGCAGGCCGCCUACAACCCCCACGGCCGCCUAGACAGAGCGUCCCCCGGCAGGGACGGCGCCGUAAACUAUGGGAUUACGAAAGUGGAAGGUCAGCCACUGCACAGCGAAUUGGGCAGGCCCUUGGAAAACUGCAGCAGCCUCCGGAUGUCUCCGGUGAAAGGGAUGCAGGAGAAAGGCGAGCUGGAUGAACUCGGAGAUAAAGGCGACAGCAAUGUCUCUAGCAGUAAGAAGAGGAGGCACCGGACCACUUUUACCAGUUUACAGCUGGAAGAAUUGGAGAAAGUGUUCCAGAAAACACAUUACCCUGAUGUUUAUGUAAGGGAGCAGCUGGCUUUGAGAACAGAACUCACCGAGGCCAGAGUUCAGGUCUGGUUCCAAAACCGAAGAGCAAAGUGGAGAAAGAGAGAGCGUUAUGGGCAAAUCCAACAAGCCAAAAGUCAUUUUGCUGCAACCUAUGACAUAUCUGUUCUUCCAAGAACUGAUAGCUACCCACAGAAUUCGGAGUCAUCCAGAGAAUUUGGCUGGCAGCAGGUUCAGGACAGACGGAAGGAGAUCCAGAAUAAUUUGUGGGCAGGAAAUGCAGCUAACAGUUCAGUGGUGACCUCCUGCAUGCUUCCACGUGAUACUUCCUCUUGUAUGACCCCUUAUUCCCACUCACCUCGGACAGAUUCUGGGUACUCAGGGUUUUCCAACCAUCAGGGCCAAUUCAGCCAUGUUCCCCUCAACAAUUUUUUCACUGACUCUCUACUGUCUGGAACAACCAACGGACAUCCAUUUGAAACCAAACCAGAAUUUGAACGACGGUCAUCCAGCAUUGCGGUUCUACGAAUGAAAGCUAAAGAACAUACUGCUAACAUUUCUUGGGCAAUGUAAUGUAACUAAAUAGCCUUCCAUUAAAAUUGUCACACCAAACCCUCCUCAUUCUAAUUUCCCAUAUUUAAAGGACUCAACAAUAAGCUGCUGUGUGAAGAAUUGCUUGUGAUCAGGAUGAUGACUGCUUAUGCAAAUUCCUAAUAUGCUAUUUAAUGAUAACAUUUAAGCAUAAACAUGUACAGGGACUCAAUAGAUCCACUGUGUCCAGAAGCCCUCUGAAAAUUCACCAAAUGUGUUUUAUUGUACCAGUUGAUGAAAUAUGAGUGUAAAACCUGCAAAAAAUAAUAAACUUAUUAAAGAAGUA